Botrytis byssoidea is the source of this 3002-nucleotide messenger RNA. RefSeq lists its product as uncharacterized. Gene Ontology annotation, cellular component: anaphase-promoting complex. The record is from RefSeq and is a predicted model, not a curated record. The transcript is spliced from 5 exons. Gene Ontology annotation, biological process: positive regulation of ubiquitin protein ligase activity; anaphase-promoting complex-dependent catabolic process; positive regulation of anaphase-promoting complex-dependent catabolic process. Lineage: Eukaryota; Fungi; Ascomycota; Leotiomycetes; Helotiales; Sclerotiniaceae. The coding region runs from base 168 to 2492 and encodes 774 amino acids. Gene Ontology annotation, molecular function: protein binding; anaphase-promoting complex binding; ubiquitin ligase activator activity.
AACUUACGGACCUACCUAUUUCUCUCUCUUCGUUCAGGAAAUCAGCGUGAGGUUCAAUAUUUCUAUUUACUUUCCAUUGUACCUUUCCACGAGAGAGCGUCGAUAAGCCGCUGUUCCUUUGCAUCUUAUCGUUGUCCUCUUCGAUUGUCACUCUUCAUAGCAUUGCUAUGUCUUCCUUUUAUAAUGAUUGGUGGAUCAAUAGCUCUCCAAAGAUCCUCUGUUCUUCGGACGACUCAGGUUAUGACAGUUCAUCUCCCAGGCGAAGGUUAAGUAUAUUAAGUGACACUCCUUCGACCCAUGACUCUCUCCUGCCACGGUUUCGAGAUGAAAAUGGGAAAGAAUGGAAAACGAGUCUUUCCAUGCGAAUCAAAAAUGUGAUCAACGGAGUUCCUAUUGACCAAAAUCUGUCAAAUAUUGCUCCAAAUAGUCUUCGAUUUGAUGGAUCAUCAGAUAGCCCCAAAACUCCAAUUGUUUCAUCCUCUUCGACGGUACCUCGACCCAAUACCAAGUCAAGACCAACUCUUUCCAACGCGCUCCGGGCUCGAACGUCAGUUGACUCAACCCCAACCAGAAAGUCCACUAGCUCCUUGCAUUCUCCAGAUCGAUUUCUUCCUGUUUUGAAAAGAUCUGAUUCCGCGACACAAAGCUUUCGCGCCAAUAAAGAUCCUGGAAGUCUUUCGCCUUACGAAAGAUUAAUGAGACAUAGCAGUGCAAGCCUUGAUGCUUUCAACCCACGCCGACGUGCUACAUCACCAAUUCCCCUAGCUUCUCGACCCGAUUCCAGAAGAAUUGUUUCUGCAAAUCGCGGCAGAGGUGCCACUGCCCUUAUUUUUCAGAGAAGUGCUCCAACAACACCCUAUGGGGAGAGGCAGGUCAGUGUAGGGACCGUAUGGGCCGUCGGAGGAGUGGCUCCUGUGAGCGCUGGCAUCUCAGAUGGACGUGGCGGUAUGCUUGGCAGUGGAACUAACGCACCAUUAUAUACAACAUCCUUCUCCGCUUCACGUCCAAAAGCACAAGAAGACUUUGAAAAGCAUGAAGACAGGCUGGCACAAGCAUUAAAUAUUGACCGUACACAGCGCGUUUUUGAAUUUCGAGACCCAUUAGCCACACCACCCACCACUCCACUCGAUUCUAGGUCCAAAAGGCAUAUAUUCAACACCAAAACUACAUGGAAUGGAACAGAGUGGGUGCUUGGUGGACCGGAACAAAUUCUGGACGCACCAAAUUUACGAGAUGACUUCUAUUGCUCGGUUCUCGCAUACUCUGGAACAAGUCAUACAUUGGCCGUUGGUCUGGGCUCAUUACUUUAUGCAUGGUCCGAAAUGGCAGGAGUUCAUUUACUUCACGGUGGUACUUCAAAUGCAUCUUGGUUGACAUCUCUGGCAUUCUCAUCCACGCAAGGAGCCAAAUCAAUACUUGCCUUUGGCAGGUCUGAUGGAUCGUUGAGUUUGUUAUCGCUCUAUGAUAGUUUGUUACCUAGAUUCGAGGUCCAACAGCCUUGUCCUAUAGCUUGCGUCACCUGGAGGCCCUCGAUAACAAUGCGACCUUCCCGGAAUCCACUGGCUUCGGGUAUUAUGGUGAAGACGGAAGAUCUGAUUGUCGGAGAUGAACAAGGAAAUAUAUACUACUAUGCUGUUGAAUGGCCUGAUGCAUGGGAAAUAACUCGCGAUGGUUGGUCUGGUUCUAUGACACUUAUUGCAAAGAUCUCCAUUCACACCCAACAGAUAUGUGGUCUCUCAUUUUCCACAGAUGGCUCGUCAUUCGCAACUGGAGGUAACGAUAACCUUUGUUGUCUCUUCCGCACACACGAAGUCACUCGGCCCUCUCGUGGUCAACUCGGUACCGCAGAAGAGGUAUUUCUUGCCACGGCAGGUAUGCGUCGCAUACACAGCGUUGCAGGUCAAAGUCGUGUUAAAGAAAUCACUUCAGGGGCAGAGAAACAUCGUUGGGUUCAUGGAGCGGCUGUCAAGGCAAUUGCAUUUUGCCCCUGGAGAGAUGGCCUCAUCGCAACUGGCGGUGGAAGCAACGAUAAAUGCAUCCAUUUCUUUCACACCUCUUCCGGAGCCUGCCUAGCUACCAUUAGUGUAGCGGCUCAGGUUACUUCUCUUAUCUGGUCCACUACCCGUCGCGAAAUUGCAGCCACGUUCGGGUAUGCGCAACCUGAACAUCCAUAUCGAAUCGCCGUUUUUAGCUGGCCAGACUGUAAGCAGGUAGCUGCUAUUCCAUGGGAAGGCGAGCAUCGAGCACUAUUUGCGAUUCCAUAUCCAGGUGGCCCAAAUGAAAGCCAUAGUAGUAGGGAAGGAGGAAGAGCCUUGACAAGAACGGCCCAAGAAGGUUGCUUGGUCGUGGCUAGUAGUGAUGAGAGUGUUAAGUUUCAUGAGGUGUGGACGAGUAGUAUGAAGGCUACAAGUGGAGGUGAGGGCUUGCUAGGUGGAAGUGAUAUUCUGGAGGGUUUGGAGGGGAUUGACAAGGAGGGCGCUGUUAUCAGAUAAACAUGUAACAUGGCAUGAAGAUGGAGUAUGGCGACGCGAAGACGACUGAUUAAGCAAUGUGUAAGUAGAUGACGUACAUUGUGGGCUGUACACCUGUGUGAAACAAAUUGAAAUAAAAGAAGGAGAGAAGUGGAGAGGAGAGGGGGGAAGUUGCUACAUGAAAGGAACGAUGAAUUAGAGAGACCAAGGGAUGGAGAGAUGAAAACACGAUACCACACCUGCUUUUCUUUUGGAAGUUGCAGACACGAGUACAUACAAAUUUGCUUAUUCUUCUGAAUUGAAACAAAUAAAUAUCCAUUACCUGAAGCUAUACAUUGAAUUUCAUGGGUUUAGAAUCUUCGAUUCUUCGAACUUGAAUGCGUGGAGUUUGAGUGAGUCCCGAGAGAUAUGAAAGAAAAUAUGAGGAGAAAAACAUGGGAGAGGUCACCGGGUGAAUAGGUAUGCUAAUACAGGAAAACCUAAUGUAAUGAUGGGGACAGCUCAAUGGAAGUAGCUACUGAGGUGGAUGAU